Molecule: messenger RNA, 2332 nt
Organism: Pygocentrus nattereri (red-bellied piranha)
Lineage: Eukaryota; Metazoa; Chordata; Actinopteri; Characiformes; Serrasalmidae
Exons: 2
Coding region: 145-807 (220 amino acids)
Biological process (GO): retrotransposition
Cellular component (GO): ribonucleoprotein complex
Molecular function (GO): single-stranded RNA binding
Source: RefSeq, a predicted model, not a curated record
AGUCUGAGAAAUGGCCGCUUAGGGGGAGACCUCCGUGCACCAUUGCAACUUCUGCUCAGAAUUUCGACAUUACGGCUCUCAGAUUACAUUUAUCUCCUCUCUGAGUGAGUCAAGCAGCUAUUCGACCUACAGUUGCUGGAUAAAAUGGCAUCUAAACGCGUCAGUCCACCUAAAACCAGGCAACGUGAUAACGCUAAAGAUGGCGCGGGCGACCGAGAAGAGAUUGCUAGCAUACACGAGCUUCUCAAGAUAGUGGAGCUGCAGGAAAGAUCCCGCCGCAACAAUCUGCGAUUUCAGGGUUUUCCAGAGCAUUGCGAAGGGAGAGGCCCAGCAGAAUUCCUGUGGGAUGUGAUUCCUGAGAUGCUCGGCUUGGAGUUCCCGUCUGGGCUCGUGGUGGAGCGAUGUCACCGCUUGGCAGCCGCUCGUAUGGGGAGCAACAGGCCGGAGAGAAUUCCCAUCGCCCGGUUCCUUAACUGGGAGGACAAGGAGUCAGUAACCAACGCGGCGAGGGAAAAGGGUGAAAUCCGCUGGAAUGGCAACCUCAUCCGGAUCUUCCAGGACUAUUCAAAGGAAACGGUGUCUUUGCGGCAAAGUGUUGAGAAUGCAAGAGGCCGCAGGAAAGCUUUCAAACUGAAAUACCCGGCGGUUCUCUGUAUCGCUACGGGGGGCGGAGGAGAGCGGCGUUUUGAGAGUGCUCGCACCGCGCUGAGCUUCAUUUCAGCCCUACAGCCGGUGGCCGAGCCCCCACCUGAUGGCGCGUUGUACCGCGGGAGUCCUGGACUUGAUGUAGGCCAGAUUGGCCGUUAAACAUGGCUUAGCAACAGAGAACUUGAAGGUAAUGUAAAUAUUGUUACGGACAGGUUUUAUGUGCGUUACUGCUUAAGAGCGCCGCUCUUAACUACCCACUUCAUAGUUUAUACAUAGUUUACGUGAAUUUUGGUCUCUUGUAAAUGUAAACCGCUUUUCUAGAUACUUUGCGCAUGUGCAGAAGUGAGUUACUGAUUGAACGGUUGUUAUGGAUCCCGCUCUGUUGGUUGUCUGGACAAUAUUAAUCACUAAGCUCCUUUGCUCGCUUACAUUAAUAAUGUCCUUGUCGAUGCUCUCAGGUUACAAUGAGACCCACGUCCUGUCACGUCGUUUAGGGAGCCGUUUAGUCGAGUUACAGAGACUGUUUAAAGUUCGCUGUUGUGAUGGUGACCCUGCCCUUCUCGCUGCCACAGGCUUGCAGAUCACGGACCUAGUUGGUGUUUUUUCGGGGCGCCAGGAGAGUGGAAGCCCAUUUGUUUUAUUUACAUCAUCUUGUUUUGUUUUUUCAGUUUGGUUGGUUGUUUUUCUGUUUUUACCCAGUCAUUUCUACUCCUUUUAUUAGUGCCAGUGUAUCUAUUCAUUCAAAGGAUAAAUACGAUCUUGGGGAUUUGGUCAUUUUACAUACUGAGCUAAAUUUGGAAGAUGAUGGACAGGUGGUCACCAUACUGCUGUAAUGUCAAAUUUAAUGUCAGCUAAAUUAGGAAAUACACAGAGUUUGAGCAGAACCACAUGGAACGUGAAAGGGUUAAAUCACAAUAUUACAAGAUGAAAAGUAAUGUCUUUCUUGAAAUCAAGAAAUUAUGAUGUGGUCUUUUUGCAAGAAACACAUCUCACAGACAAGGAGUGUAAGAGGCUUUGUAGAGACUGGGUGGGCAAUGUUCACCCCGGGGGGGUGGCAAUUCUCAUCAAUAAACAUUUACAAUUUCAAUGUAAAAAAGAAUUUAAAGAUAGAAAGGGUAGAAUUUUAAUUGUUCAGGCAGAAAUCCAGGGAUAAACAUUAAUAUUAGCAAAUAUCUAAGCACCUAAUUUGGAUGAGCCAUUUUUUUGGAGAUCUAGAGUGCAGUAUAAAUAGAAUGGGUAAUCACCCAGUCAUUCUAGGGGGGAUUUCAAUCAGGUCUUGGACGUAGUGCUCGAUCGGAGUAGACCAUCCACUUCCCAACCCCGGAGAUCAAAGCAGGUUCUUGAAAAUCUAUGCGAAGCUUUAGGUUUGGUGGAUAUAUGGUGCACUUUGAGUCCUACAUUAAGGGAUUACACAUUUUUUUCCUCCCCACAUCAAACCUUUUCAAGAAUUGAUUUCUUCCUCAUAUCCAAAACAUUUAAUGCCCGCAAUUUUAUCUUGUAAAAUUGGGAAUAUAAUAAUCUCAGAUCAUGCCUGCGUGACACUUUAUAUGCAACCAUUCACCCAAACAAUAAAAUCUCAUCGGUGGAGGCUAAACUGAAGUCUGCUGAUGGAUGAAGCAUUUAGAACAGCACUUAAUGCUGAGAUUAAGAUGUAUUCAGAAACUAACCUGCCUACGGCAUCAAC